Molecule: messenger RNA, 804 nt
Organism: Cladocopium goreaui
Lineage: Eukaryota; Dinophyceae; Suessiales; Symbiodiniaceae
Source: the annotation of a GenBank genome assembly
AUGCCCAACUUACAUCGAGUUCCUGCGAUUCCUGCACUUGGCCGGAGCAAGGUGGCAAUUUUGCUAGCUGCCUCCUGCUUUCCGAGGCUGUGUUCUGACGCCUUUGCGAGAAAUCCACCCAGGAGCAAAUCCUCUCCAACGCAUUUUGUGGCUCUGCGUUUGUCACAGCCGCAGCUGUGGCAGAGAAUUGAGCAGCUACAAGAGGAAAUUUGGCCUCGGGCAGCUGAGAUUUGGUCUACGGCCAAUCCACAUAUUCCAGAGGAGGAGGUCAAGACGGCCUUUAAGGCGACCGUCUACCCGGCAAGCAGGUUUCACUAUUCCCUGUUCGUGGCAAACUUGAUGGAAGAGGCACGGCUGGAGAGUGCCAAAGAAUGCCUCUCCGAAUGGUUUGACACAGAUGUCCAACAAAUUCUAGCGGGUCGUAGUACCCUGGACAUAAAACUCGUAGGGUUGAAUACCUUGAGGGAUGAAGUCUUGUACUUGGAGCCGGACCAGGAAAGUCUGAACUUGAUGAAAGCAAUGUUCCACAAGCUUGAAAUGCAUUUCCAUGCAGCCGGGAUCCAAGACAAGUUCAGGUUCAGGCCUCACGCAACCAUCAUGAAGGCAAGCCAACUUAGAGGUAAGGCCUUGCAAAAUUUGAAGCACGGAAAGGCCAUCAAAAAGACCCUGCGCUACCCGCGAGAGGCCUGGGCCGAGUUCAACAGGACCUUGGGCACGUACUCCGUGAAGGAAGUGCAGCUCCUGGACAUGCACCGUCCUGUCGAUGGCUACUUCGAAGUUGAAUGGGAGCGACGGUUUGGUUGA